This is a messenger RNA of Lactuca virosa, 603 nucleotides long. Lineage: Eukaryota; Viridiplantae; Streptophyta; Magnoliopsida; Asterales; Asteraceae. The record is from the annotation of a GenBank genome assembly.
AUGCUUGGUUUCCUUCAGAACUCCCAACAAAUUCAUGGACCAAUUCUUGUUGUUGUUCCUUUAUCAAAUUUGUCAAAUUUGGCUAAAGAAUUCAGAAAGUGGCUUCCUGAUAUGAACAUGAUUGUAUAUGUUGGGACUCGUGCUAGGCGAGAGGAAAUAACAAUGUUGUCCGUGUUGAAAUGUCCCCUCUACAAAAAUAGUAAUAAUAAUCCUAUUCCAACUCUACCCCUACUGGAUUCUCAAGUGGUUCUAUAUCUUGCCACUAAACUGAUUGGUUUAUUUGUCGGGUAUUACAAAUGGAUCCUUGAACGCAACUUUCAUGACCUCAACAAAGGUGUGCGUCGAAAUCAGGUUUCCCUCUUGAACAUUGUGGUGGAGUUGAAGAAAUGUUGUAAUCAUCCAUUCCUGUUUGAAAGUGAUUUAAGAACAUCUGAUGGAUGUGAAGUUAUUGUUGUAAUAAGGCUCUGGUUUGGAGUGGUCAUACAGGGGUUUUCCAGUUCUUCAAACGGGUCAAAGAAUCCUCAACAAAUCUGUGUUUCAGAAAAAAUUGGUGAUGGAUUAGUUAAUGAUCAGGGGAAGAAUGGGAACAAAUUAACAGUUUGA